Molecule: messenger RNA, 603 nt
Organism: Eremothecium gossypii ATCC 10895
Lineage: Eukaryota; Fungi; Ascomycota; Saccharomycetes; Saccharomycetales; Saccharomycetaceae
Product: 60S ribosomal protein uL13
Exons: 2
Coding region: 1-603 (200 amino acids)
Biological process (GO): negative regulation of translation; translation
Cellular component (GO): ribosome; cytosolic large ribosomal subunit
Molecular function (GO): structural constituent of ribosome; mRNA binding
Source: RefSeq, marked provisional
AUGUCUUCUUUUGAACCAGUUAUCAUUGACGGUAAGGGCCACUUGUUGGGUCGUUUGGCUUCCACUGUUGCCAAGCAGCUAUUGAACGGUCAGCAGAUUGUUGUUGUCAGAGCCGAGUCUUUGAACGUUUCUGGUGAGCUAUUCAGAAACAAGUUGAAGUACCAUGACUACUUGAGAAAGGCCACUCGUUUCAACAAGACCAGAGGUCCAUUCCACUUCAGAGCCCCAUCCAGAAUCUUCUACAAGGCUGUCAGAGGUAUGGUUGCUCACAAGACUGCCCGUGGUAAGGCUGCUAUGGAGAGAUUAAAGGUCUUCGAGGGUGUCCCACCUCCAUACGACAAGUUGAAGAGAGUUGUUGUUCCACAGGCUUUGAGAGUUUUGAGAUUGAAGCCAGGUAGAAAGUUCACCACCUUGGGUAAGUUGUCUUCCACCGUUGGCUGGAAGUACGAGAACGUUGUUGCCAAGUUGGAAGAGAAGAGAAAGGUCAGAUCUGCUGAGUACUACUCCAAGAAGAGGGCCUUCAACAAAACGGCUGCUGCUGUCAAGGCUAAAUAUGAUGCUAAGUCCGAGAUCGCUGAGGAUUUGGCCAAGCUCGGUUACUAA